AUGAAGAGCUUAUCAAUUAGAAUAAUUUCAUCAGUGGAAAGCCAAAAACCAUACAUAGCAAUGAUGUUCAUACAAUUUGUAUAUGCAGGCAUGGCUUUGUUUUCUAAAGCAGCAAUUGGUGCAGGAAUGAACCCUUUUGUUUUUGUUGUUUAUAGACAAGCUUUUGCUUCACUUGCCUUGACUCCAUUUUCUUUCUUCUUCCAGAGGAAAAAAGAUCCUCGACCGUCGUUCUGCUUAUUAUGCAAGAUUUUCUUUGCUUCUUUGUUUGGAAUUACAUUGAGUUUAAAUCUGUAUUCUGUCGCUCUUAAGAAUACCUCAGCAACAGUUGCUACUGCUACCGCCAAUACAAUUCCUGCCAUUACCAUCAUCAUUGCUGCUUUUUUCAGGAUGGAAAUCAUUACUUUAAAGCAUUAUUAUGGAGUGGCAAAGGUGGUUGGGACUAUAAUAUGCUUAUCAGGAGCUCUAGUAGUUGCUUUAUAUAAAGGUCCUGCAGUGAAGUUAGUGAAUUGUAAUUCUUCAUCAUCAUUUCAUCAUCAUCAAACCAGUCAUAUUUCCAAUGACCCAUCUAACUCAUCACCAAAGGCAGUUGAUUCAGUUAAAGGAGCACUCAUCAUGCUUUCUGCAAAUACGUUUUGGUCGUUUUGGCUCAUCUUACAGGGUCCCCUGAUCAAGUUAUAUCCAGCAAAAGUACAUCUGACUUCCUUGGGGUGCUGGUUUAGUUGUAUUCAGUCACUAAUCGUGGCUAUAAUCUUUGAGAGGAAUAAUCCAUCUUCAUGGAAGCUUGGAUUGGACAUUAAUCUUCUCUCUGUAGCUUACUGUGGUAUAAAUGUAACUGGAAUGACCUACUGGUUGCAAGCUUGGUGUAUAGAAAGAAAAGGACCAGUUUUUAUAGCAAUGUUUUCUCCUUUAGCACUUGUCAUUACUAUCAUCUUCUCUGCCUUCAUAUGGAAGGAGCAGUUGCAUUGGGGAAGUAUUGCCGGUGCACUGUUGUUAAUAGGAGGCUUAUACAGCGUGUUGUGGGGGAAGAACAAAGAAGAACUCACAAAUACUACGACUGAGGAAGAGAUAAAAAUUGAUGACAAAACCAAAGAAGCAAAUGAACUGGAACUUAUUGAUGCAGAAAGGCAACUAAAAUGCGAACAAUAACCAUUUGCGGGUUUAUCUAGGAUGCUAGCGCGCGAAUGGCAUUCCAUCACAUUAAUAUGGACGGGUGCUGGGAUGUUUCAGAUGUAAUAUAG
This is a messenger RNA of Papaver somniferum (opium poppy), 1238 nucleotides long. Its product is annotated as WAT1-related protein At1g43650-like. Lineage: Eukaryota; Viridiplantae; Streptophyta; Magnoliopsida; Ranunculales; Papaveraceae. Gene Ontology annotation, cellular component: plasma membrane. Gene Ontology annotation, molecular function: transmembrane transporter activity. The coding region runs from base 1 to 1146 and encodes 381 amino acids. The record is from RefSeq and is a predicted model, not a curated record. The transcript is spliced from 7 exons.